GUUUAAUCGAAAUAAUUUAUUGUUCAUUUGUUUACUUCUUUUCAAAAAUAUUAAUUAAAUUAAAAUGUUGGUCUUGGUAUUAGGAGAUUUGCACAUUCCAUAUAGGAGCUCUUGUUUGCCAAGCAAAUUCAAGAAACUUUUAGUACCUGGUCGUAUCCAUCAUAUUCUCGUAACAGGAAACCUUUGUACAAAAGAAUCAUACGACUUCUUAAAGUCCUUAGCCGGAGAUGUUCAUGUUGUCAGAGGAGAUUUCGAUGAUAACCCAAACUAUCCAGAACAAAAAGUCGUAACUGUAGGACAAUUCAGAAUUGGCUUAUGUCACGGUCAUCAAAUCGUUCCAUGGGGAGCAGUUGAUGCACUCGCAUUAAUCCAACGACAAUUAGACGUUGAUAUUCUCAUAACUGGACAUACUCACAAGUUUGAGGCAUACGAGCAUGAAAAUAAAUUUUAUAUCAAUCCCGGAAGCGCGACGGGUUCAUUUAAUGCAAUCGACAGUGAUAAUGUUAUCCCAUCAUUUGUUCUCAUGGAUAUUCAAUCAUCGACUGUCGUAACUUACGUUUACCAAUUGGAUUUGCAGACACAGGAAGUAAAAGUUGAACGAAUUGAGUAUAAAAAGUAAUUUUGUUGGUGAUUUAUGUAUUAUCAGUUUGUUUCCCAAUCUAUUAUUGUGCUUUUUGAAUCUUGUGUGAUGUUGGGGUACUUUGCAGCAAUUUAGUGUAAAUUGUUGAGUAUAAAAUAUUUUACGUCAUUUAAACAAGACUUUUAAAGUAAAUUGACAAUUUUACAGACACAUUUUUAGAUCUUAUUACCCGAAUUGGACUUACUCAGUCUCAGCACUUUCUUCAUAUAAACAAAAUAUUCCAAUAUCAC
Messenger RNA from Chironomus riparius, 870 nucleotides. The record is from the annotation of a GenBank genome assembly. Lineage: Eukaryota; Metazoa; Arthropoda; Insecta; Diptera; Chironomidae.